GGGGUGCCACCCAGUCUGCCCCAGAUCACGUUUGCCCCUAGCAGCCAACCAGUCGGGCCCAAGUGCCCGGGCAAGAAGCGAUUGGGGGCGAGUGAGCUCGGCCCCACGGUCCCCCGUCCGGGUCCCCCAGCCCCCGCUCGGGAGCGAGGCGGUAUAUCCUGCCCUCCCUGACCACCUCCCCUUCGUGGAAGCGGAGCGGCGGCCUCGCAGUAACGCAGAGGCGAAAUGUAGCGAGCCGGGUGUCGCGGCUGGACGCUCGCCUUGGCUGGGGGUGUAGGGGGCACGCCGGAGGCCGAGGAGGACUGCCGAGGAGGAGUGAUGAGAAGAGGGGGAUACCUGCACCCCCCAAGACCACGGGUCCCUGCUGCCACACGCCAGGCGCCCCCCUUCCUCCCCAGCGAGGGGCAGGUGUUCCAUACAGAUUCUUGUGACUUUCAGGACCAGGGAUUUGGGAAGGUGCAAGGUCUUUCCAGGAAGGAAGGGCAUCUCUGGAAAAAAGGAGAGAGACAGCAGACAGUGCCCUGGGACCAGCAGAGCCCGAGGAGCUGUGGGAAGCUGAAGGAGCCCAACCAGAGGCGGGGGAAGGAGCCACAGCCCCAGGCCGAGGCUGCCUUCUGAAAGAUCUGAACUCAAGCUACUUUAAUGAAAGAAGGGCCACCUCAGAGGGCACCCCAGACUUAGCUGGGCUCUUCUACUCUGGAUGCCCCUUGCUCUGAGAAGCCUGCACUGAGAACCAAAGAAGUUAAGAGGCCAGAGAAGCUUCCCCCAAGCACAGUGCUGGCCAGCUGGGUCAGGCAUCUGCACCCCGAGUGGCCAGCUGCAGAGUCUGGUGAGGAGUUUCUUGCUCCCCUCCAGCUCGUGGCUUCAGUGCUUGAUGGGGCUGCCUGUUGGUGGAUCAGUUUUUGCAGCGCCUGAUAGGAGCGGAGAGCCGUGGGAAGAGGUCCCGCGGCGACCAAGCCUGGGUUCGCCCCAAGACUAAGUUCUUUCCCGAGUUAGAAAGGGAGAGAAAGCAAAAAAAGAGAGAAGAGUUCCCCCUUCUCCUCCUCCCUUCCCGUCAUGUCCUCUAAGGCGGAGCCGAAGGACGUCCACCAGCUGAACGGGACUGGCCCUACUGCCUCACCCUGCCCUUCAGAUGGCCCCGGGCGAGAGCCCUUGGCCGGGACCUCAGAGUUCCUGGGGCCUGAUGGGACUGGGGUAGAGGUGGUGGUGAUUGAGUCUCGGGCCAAUGCCAAGGGGGUUCGGGAGGAGGAUGCCCUGCUGGAGAACGGGAGCCAGAGCAAUGAAAGUGAUGACGUCAGCACAGACCGUGGCCCCGCACCACCCUCCCCGCUCAAGGAGACCUCCUUUUCCAUCGGGCUGCAAGUGCUGUUUCCCUUCCUCCUGGCAGGCUUUGGGACUGUGGCUGCCGGCAUGGUGCUGGACAUCGUACAGCACUGGGAAGUCUUCCAGAAAGUGACAGAGGUCUUCAUCCUGGUGCCUGCACUGCUGGGGCUUAAGGGGAACCUGGAAAUGACCCUGGCAUCAAGGCUUUCCACCGCAGCCAACAUCGGGCACAUGGACACACCCAAGGAGCUCUGGCGGAUGAUCACUGGGAAUAUGGCCCUCAUCCAGGUGCAGGCCACGGUGGUGGGCUUCCUGGCGUCCAUCGCAGCCGUCGUCUUUGGCUGGAUCCCUGACGGCCACUUCAGUAUCCCACAUGCCUUCCUGCUCUGUGCCAGCAGCGUGGCCACGGCCUUCAUUGCCUCCCUGGUACUGGGCAUGAUCAUGAUUGGAGUCAUCAUUGGCUCUCGCAAGAUUGGAAUCAACCCAGACAAUGUGGCCACGCCCAUUGCUGCCAGCCUGGGAGACCUCAUCACCUUGGCACUGCUCUCAGGCAUCAGCUGGGGACUCUACCUGGAGCAGGAUGUCUGGCAAUAUAUCUACCCCCUGGUGUGUGCCUUCUUCAUGGCCCUGCUGCCUGUCUGGGUGGUGCUGGCUCGACGGAGCCCAGCCACAAGGGAGGUGUUGUACUCAGGCUGGGAGCCUGUCAUCAUUGCCAUGGCCAUCAGCAGUGUGGGAGGCCUCAUCUUGGACAAGACUGUCUCAGACCCCAACUUUGCAGGGAUGGCUGUCUUCACACCUGUGAUUAAUGGUGUUGGGGGCAAUCUGGUGGCUGUGCAGGCCAGCCGCAUCUCCACCUUCCUCCACAUGAACGGGAUGCCAGGCGAGAACUCUGGGCAAGCCCCUCGCCGCUGCCCCAGCCCUUGUACCACCUUCUUCAGUCCCGAUGUGAAUUCUCGCUCGGCCCGGGUCCUCUUUCUCCUCGUGGUCCCAGGACACCUGGUGUUCCUCUACACCAUCAGCUGUAUGCAGGGUGGGCACACCACUCUCACACUCAUCUUCAUCAUCUUCUACAUGACAGCUGCACUGCUCCAGGUGCUGAUUCUCCUGUACAUCGCAGACUGGAUGGUGCACUGGAUGUGGGGCCGGGGCCUGGACCCGGACAACUUCUCCAUCCCGUACUUGACAGCCCUGGGGGACCUGCUCGGCACUGGGCUCCUAGCACUCAGCUUCCAUGUCCUCUGGCUCAUUGGGGACCGAGACACGGAUGUCGGGGACUAAGCCUGGUCACUCAGCCUUCUCUCCACCUCUCUGCACUUUCUGUGUGAAAUUUUUUUUGGUUUCUCUUCCCCCACCCCACCCCACUCGACACUCCCACCUCUUUCUAGGACUUCACUUUGAUACCGAAUUCUCAUUAUUUUCAAUGGGAAUUUUUAUACAUUGAGCCAAGUUUGUAGAGCAAGAAUUCAGGCAGGACAGAUGGACUGAGAUGAAUAGUACAAGUAGAUUUUUGAGACAAUCACCAAGUGCAAUUUCAUGGUGGGUGCCUCCAGGUGAAGUGGAUUGGGGCAGGGGUUUCCAUCUGGGAUCUGGGGACGUUUGGUUUAGCUUUAGCAAACUCAGCCUCUGUGAGUGGGCUCUGGUUUUGGGGGUUUGUCUUUGUUUUCUUUUUUUCUUUUCGGUUGAACAGAGGGAUAAAUGUCACUCUCCCUUCCCCUCCCACACACACAUACUUUUUCUAGAAAUGGACCAACUUCAAAGCACUAAGCAGGAGACAGCUGCUCUGGCCCCAAAUAAUCCUAGCCCUAUUCUCUACCCUGCUCUCAAAAAGAAUGAGGUGAACUCCUUAAAUUGUGUACGUGCUCCUUACCCGAUUGCCUGAUAAAUACCACCAACCCCUCCCGUUGA
Balaenoptera ricei (Rice's whale) is the source of this 3228-nucleotide messenger RNA. It is a transcript of the gene SLC41A1, whose product is annotated as solute carrier family 41 member 1. Gene Ontology annotation, biological process: monoatomic cation transport. The transcript has 11 exons. The coding region runs from base 1057 to 2601 and encodes 514 amino acids. The record is from RefSeq and is a predicted model, not a curated record. Gene Ontology annotation, cellular component: plasma membrane. Gene Ontology annotation, molecular function: monoatomic cation transmembrane transporter activity. Lineage: Eukaryota; Metazoa; Chordata; Mammalia; Artiodactyla; Balaenopteridae.